Schistosoma turkestanicum is the source of this 851-nucleotide messenger RNA. The record is from the annotation of a GenBank genome assembly. Lineage: Eukaryota; Metazoa; Platyhelminthes; Trematoda; Strigeidida; Schistosomatidae.
CGACGACCUUGGUGGCAAAACAAUUUGUGGCUUCGAGUACCUUGUGUUGUCAGAUUAAGUUAAAAUAUCCUGUUGAUAUAUUCAACUGAAUAUUCAAAUGAAAUGAUUUUUAGGUAUUCAUGCUUAUAAAUAAAGCUAUAUUUAUUUGGACAACUUGCUCUACAUUCCUAUUAUUGUUGGUAUUAAAACUUGAUGAAAUUAUUUCUUGGAAUUGGUUUAUUAUAUUCAUACCAAUAUGGUUGUUGGAUCUAAUUCUAUUUACUACCACUAUCCUAUACAUGUCACAAAAAUUUACUCAUAUACUUGGACAAUAUAAUCUUAAUAGUAGAUUUAGUCAAACGUUGUUGUUAAGUUUUAUCUUAUGGAAAUUUAUUGCACAAAUUAUUCUUUGUCUGUCAUUGGAAGGCUACUUACAGACAUUGUUAGACACUUUUUCUCGAUUAGAUCAAGCAUCAGAUAACAAUCAAAGCAGUAAUUCAACUGUUGUUAAAAGUCGUAUGAUAUAUGCUGUGUUACCUAUAUGGACUACAAUGCUUGUAUGUUUAUUGAUAGUGUGUGCACAAAUUGUAAAUCCACGUUUACCUACAGUUUAAUCAUUUUUAUUCAAAAGUAAAAACAAUCAACCGUACGAUGAUGAGCAUCAUCAACUUGAACUGAUGGACUUACGUACGAAGUUCUGCGUUGUAUCUGUCUGUCUGUCUGUCUGUCUAUCAUCAAAGAGAACAACAAAAGACUAAUGUUUUGCUACGUGUUUUUAUUUUUGUUGACGAAUCGAUAAUUUGUAUGUAUUUUGUACUGAUUUUUGAUGCAUAAUAUUCCUUUCUCAAUAUAAAAGUUUAUUAUUUUUCGAA